Botrytis deweyae is the source of this 1779-nucleotide messenger RNA. RefSeq lists its product as uncharacterized. The record is from RefSeq and is a predicted model, not a curated record. The transcript has 3 exons. Lineage: Eukaryota; Fungi; Ascomycota; Leotiomycetes; Helotiales; Sclerotiniaceae. Gene Ontology annotation, molecular function: protein binding. The coding region runs from base 519 to 1415 and encodes 298 amino acids.
ACUUAAACCAAUCAUCCUCUGGUUCAAAAUCUAUAUCCUUGUCAUUCCGCAUCUAGCCCACCAGCCCUUGCCUCAAUCUCCAGAGUAACAAACUCCUUCACCUUUUUCCUUCAACCUCCACUGCUUGCUUGUUGCUUUUUGCUUGUGCUCGUGCUCGUGCUUGUGCUUGUGCUCUCUCAUCCCACCAACCUCAUGCAAGCACCAACAAUUUAUUAUAUGCAAUCAUAUCGACAAAUUUGGUAGUACUCAACCACGCAACGAUGGAAUAAUCCAAACUUUCUCUUUUCCCAUCUCUUUUACAUUUUGUAUCCGCAUUCGUUCAUACUCUUCAGUAAUAUCCUCUCUUCUAUAAACCAUCAGGUGGUGGCGAUCUCAUUGCAGCCCUUCCUUUUUUGGAAUACCCUCAAACUUUUGAUACGCCUUCUUCAUAAUCUCCAUAAUCUUCAUACAUAGAUCUAUAAAAUCUAAUUCAAUAAUACGUGCGUGCACGUUAAUACUUGAUUCGCAUAUGAUGCAUCAUGGGUUGUUGUUUUUCCAGACCCCGCACUGAAUACUCUGCUGGAGCUGGUGCUUCCUCUUCUCAAGCAAUCGCAUCGUCCUCGCGACCUCAAUCUCGAUCAGGUCUAGCUAGGCCAUCGACAAAUGCCUCCUCUAAUAGCAAUCCUCCUCCCCGAACCCACCACCGUAUUCCCCUUGAUGAACACUUAAACAAACCUCUUAAGCCCCACGUAUGGAUGAGUGGAAGUAAGUUAUGGACACGACGAGAAAUAGAUCGAGCACGAAUAGAAUUCUUCGACACUCGCGUGACGGGGAGACCUGAAAUAUGGCAAGCUAUAAGAGCUUCAUUGGAAGCAAUGUGGAAAGGUGGAGAGCCUGGUGAGGAUGAUGGGGGUCUAGCAACUGCGCAAAUGAUAUUGAAUGCGGCAGAAAUCACGCUACCAGAUGGAGAUAUGGCAAUCAGGGGAUGUUAUGACAGUACAGGUGCAUUAUAUCGUGUACCCGAACAUGUUGUUUCCGAUCCAGCGAAUAUCUUGGACGAUACUACGGCAGAUGCAACAGGGAAGAGCGAUGAUGAAGGAGACCUGGCGGAGGAAAGUGAGGAAGUCGAUGAGGAAAUAUUAAGGAGGAGAGAAACGAAAGGGAAAGCCAAGGCGAAAGAGAUGAUAUCAGUGAAAGCGAGAUUCCAACACGGUAUCAAUGGAGAUAUAGUGUUCAAAAUUGGGAAGAACGAUUCGGUGCGCUCACUUAUCAAAAUAAUAACGCAGAGGCUUGAGAUUUCUCCACCCAAGCAUGUGAAAAUCAAUUAUAUGGGCAAGCUCCUCAAAGAAAGCGCCUCAUUGGCAGCACAAGGGUGGCAGGAAGGUCACAUUGUUAAUGCUUGGGUACUUGAGUCAGACAAAACAACGUCGAAUUGAGAGUCGUAGUGAAGUUGUAUAUAAUAACGGCCCUCGCUCAGCACUUCCUCUGCAAACGACAUUACGAACUAACAACAGUUUUCUUGUUAUUCCUCUGGGUAAUACCCCAUCCAUACUUGGCGUUAUAGGAUAGGCUUCAACGGAUGGAACGAAUCUGGUUGGAAUAACUUGGUUGGUUCAGCCUGCGUAUUCAUACACCUGAUCUAUCGGCGAAUUGUCAUAUGAUUUUUUUUUAAGUUAUACCCCUCCUCUUCAUACCGAACAUGUCGCGCAAUACGCACCUACAUAAUUAAUAAAAUUCAAUAUUAGAACUACCCCUGGUAUCUAAUAUUCCAGCAUGGCAGAAGAUAUGUGAAUGUUUGAG